UCCGGCUUGACAGAAAACAUAGCGCCGCGCGCCUCACUCACUCCUGUUGCUCGAAGCCCCUCGGCGCUCGACACUAUCCUACAGUUCAGCUCGAUGGGGCACACGGGAUCGGAUGUGUCCCAGCGCACCUCUGUUGGCAGUGUUCCAGCCGCCGUUGUUGUUACGACUUCGUCCAAUCGCCACAGAGACGACUCUACCGAUCUUCCCCCUCAGAGAGAUAGCGUCCCCAAGACUUCUCAAGCGGCAAGUACCUCGGCUGUUGCUGUUCUUCCAUCGCCUGAGAAACUCAUGUCAUCAGCCCCUCCAAACCAAAGCCCUCUCGACCAAAGCCCAACCCCAACCAAGGAUGCCGUUUCCAAACUCCUUGCCGAUGUUUGCAUUGCCAAGGAUGAACCAGCCCAUGGGGCCUCUGUGAUAUACUCAGGCCUUCCAACAACAGCAAGCAGUAUGUCUCCACAGCUUUCCGCAUCAGCACCACAAAAUGAGAAUGCGCAAGCGUCGACACUGCCAAAGGAUAUUGUUGAAAAUACAACUGAGCCAUUGUCGUCCCCGAGACAUGUCGAAGCGAAGGAUUCACCGAUAUCUUCCUCUGCUAUCGGGGCCAUUCUUGGUGGAAUUAGGCUGCCUGCAGCGGACGCUGGACCAGCACAAUCAAAGUCUCCAGGCUCGGCAGCAGCCAAGAGUCUUGUCCAAGCGUCUCCCGGGUCUGAGAAUACCACGCACGUUGCCAAGACUCCCAUCGAGACCGAGCGGCCCAAAGAUCUACCCCUGAUGACUGAAAUCGACCACGCCGUCAAAGUUGGAUGUACAGAGAUUUCGUCGGAGAACAAAAUCACAGACCCCCUGCCAGAGCGACCCGCCUCGCAUAGGUCUCUCCUUGGGAAGGCCAAGGAUGCAUUCAAAAAGAAAAAGAAGAGCGCAAACGGCAGCGAUGCUGAGGACAUGGGCACCUCCCUCGGGAGCCUGGAUGCACUUGGUCAUGCCGCCAAUGGCCAGGUCCUUACAGAUUCGCUUGAAAGAGCGGACGAAAUCGAUGAAAGCGAUCGAGCCUCCAUCUCCAGCACCAGGUCGCAUUCCUCUCUCGCGAGCAAAGCAAAGGGCCUCUUCAAGAAGAAGCGAAACGCUCAAUCCUCGGACAAACUCGGAGAAUCAGCAGAUACGCAUGAAGGUCACUCGUCGGCGGCGAAGCUAUCAAAGUCCAAGGCGUCCCUCGGCUCAGUCAACGAGCUAAUGAGCGAAGAUGAAGCCCAUGGCUACUCCGAAGACGACACCCGAUCCAUCAAGAGCACAAAGUCCCACGGCUCCUUGGCAGGAAAGGUCAAGAAGAUAUUCAAGAAAAAGGGCAAGAGCGAAGUUGAUCGUACUGACGAUGAUUCCAAGGCACCAUCGAUUUCCAAACAGGCCCUCGGUGCUGACCAGGAUUACUCGAUGGGUGGACUGCGAUCGGGGGACGCUGAAAUACAGGCUGUAGCAGAAGAAAACGAAGUCGAUCAAGAGGUCGUUGAUCGUUUUAAGAGAGAACAAGUUGCCAAGGAAGCUGACGAGGCCAGGAAGGCUCAAGAAGCACAGAGGACCGAGGAACUUAAGAAAGCCGAGGAAGCCAGGAAGACCGAGGAAGCCAAGAGGGCCGAGGAAUUGGCCAAAGCCCAAGAAGCCAGAAGGGCUGACGAAGCACGAAAGAUUGAAGAAGCUAGAAAAGCCGAGGAAUCAAAGAAAGUCGAGGAAGCCAGGAAGGUUGAGGAAGCCAGAAAGAUUGAAGAAGCUAGAAAAGCCGAGGAAGCCAGGAAAGUUGAGGAAGCCAGGAAGGUCGAGGAAGCCAAGAGGGCCGAGGAGCUAGCCAAAGCCGAGCAACUAAGAAAAUCCGAAGAAGCUAGAAAGGUGGAAGAAGCACGAAGGGCUGACGAAGCAAGAAAGAUUGAAGAAGCAAGAAGGGCUGAAGAAGCCAAGAAAGCCGAAGAAGCUAGAAAAGCCGAGGAAGCCAGGAAAGUUGAGGAAGCCAGGAAGGUCGAGGAAGCCAAGAGGGCCGAGGAAUUGGCCAAAGCCCAAGAAGCCAGAAGGGCUGACGAAGCACGAAAGAUUGAAGAAGCACGAAGGGCUGACGAAGCAAGAAAGAUUGAAGAAGCAAGAAGGGCUGAAGAAACAAGAAAGAUUGAAGAAGCACGAAAAGCUGAGGAGCUUGCCAAAGCCGAGGUUGUCCGGAAAGCCGAAGAAGCCAAGAAAGCCGAAGAAACCAGGAAAGCCGAGGAAUCCAAGAAAGCCCAAGAAGCCAAGAGAGCCGAGGAAGCAAAGAAGGCCGAAGAAGCCAGGAAUGCCGAGCAGCUGAGAAAAGCCGAGGAAGCAAAGAAGGUUGAAGAAGUCAGGAAAGUUGAGGAGACAAAGCGGGUCGAAGAGGCAAAGCGUCUCGACCAAAUUAACAAAGCCGAAUCGGUAAAUAGAGCCAACGAGGCAAGAAAAAUCGAAGAAGCCGGAGAAUCAACGUCGGUCCAGCCGGUACUGGCAUCUGCAUACACUGCUGAGCAAAGCAAGCGAACAAAGAUCAGCUCGCCUCCCGAACCAGACCAACAAUCCAGUCAGCCGAUUUCCAAUGUCGCUGCAGCUGCUGAUACCAACGCAGCUGACAUCUCAAGCGAAGAGCGAGAUCAACCCGCUGUUCUUGAUCGUGGUCGGUUUGUCAACGCCUUUGACAUGCAAAACAUCGAGAAAGGUGGUCAUGGGCCUCCUAUCAAUCCGUCCGAGUCCACGGGAAAGCUUGCACAUUCAAAAACCGAGGAAUCAGUUGCCUCUCUCUCCAAGGAGAAAAGUGAGCGCAAGAAGUCCAUCGGCGACUUGUUUAAAAAGAAGGAUAACAAAUCAAGAGACUCUCUGAAUCAGCCAAGAGCUCGCGAGUCCGUUUCCGAGCUUGCAAGCUCCGUGUCGGUUGCUCAAACACAGCUUCCUGGCAACAGACAACUGGAGGAUCAACUCAAGGCCAAGGUUCAGUUUGGCAAAGGAACCAAGUGCGAUGUUGCCAUCGAAAACAUGGAGCUGACAUGCAUCGAAUCCGGAAAAGGAAAGUCCCCAGCCUACUUCUUCCCGAUUCCCAUGUAUAAGAUCAUCUCCGCAAAGCAGACCAAGAGCGAUGUCGUUUUCUACGCUUGUACUUCUCGUGAAAGUGGGCAAGAUGGCUCAAAGUUCAAAGAUGUACAGUUUCAGAUGGCCUCUGAGAUGGAGGCAUCAAUCUGGGCCGACAACUUGAUUCGCUUGGCCUACGGAGGAGACCUGAAUCCAUAUUUUAUGAAGAAGAAGGUCAUAUUCCUUGUCGACAAGUUCGAGGGCAGCUCGGCCACCAAGCUCAUCGAGAGAUACAUGAAGCCUGUUCUUGAUUGUGUCGCAAAGCCUUUUGAGAUCAAAGCAACGCCGUUCAAUGAGCUGAGCGUCAACAACAUCUUUAGCGACGCGAACUUCAAGACGCUAAGCAACAUUGUUUGUGUCGACAAUGACUUUUGCUCCCGUGCUGCACAAAUUAUCGUUCGCAACCAGUACGCAGAUAACCCAGGUACGAAAUGGAUAUCGGGGUAAUCGGGAAACCCACAGUGAGAAUCGAGUGUGACAAACAAAAUACAU
Molecule: messenger RNA, 3603 nt
Organism: Polychytrium aggregatum
Lineage: Eukaryota; Fungi; Chytridiomycota; Chytridiomycetes; Polychytriales
Exons: 5
Coding region: 94-3558 (1154 amino acids)
Source: RefSeq, a predicted model, not a curated record